ACCGCGCGGCCGCGUGCGGACACCCGCAGGCGGCGGGCGGUGCGCGGUCUGGGCGGCGGCCGGGCCAUGCUGCGACUCGCGACCAAGCUGGUUGCGUUCUUCUGGAGGAGAGCGGACGGCCCCAACGAGGACGCAGGGCCGCCGGGGUCCGAGCUCGCGGAAGGUGACACCGAGUUGAAAACUGUCCAGGGUGUUGUGACAAGGUACUGCAGCGAUUAUGGCAUGAUUGAUGAUUUGAUCUACUUCUCUAACGAAGCUGUGACCACCAAAGUGCUUCUCAGUGUUGGACAGGAAGUUAUUGCCGUUGUGCAAGAAGAUAAAGUGUCAAAUGGACUGAAAGCAAUUAGGGUGGAGGCUGUCUCUGAUAAGUGGGAAGACGACAGCAAAAACCAUGGCAGAGGGCUGUCCGACUCCAGCCCCCGAGUGCUGAUUGGCUGUGUGACUUCGCUGAUGGAGGGUGCUGGCUACAUCAGUCAGACCACAUACUUCUCUCUGGAGAGUGUUUGCGAAGGUUUCGAGCCCUGCAAGGGAGACUGGGUGGAGGCGGAGUACUGGAUCCGGCCGGGCACGUGGAACAGCGAGGCCAUCUCAGUGAAGCCCCUGAGGUACAAGCGCGUGGACAGGGUCUGCAUUUCUAGCCUCUGCGGGAGAAACGGGGUGAUAGAUGACAGCAUCUUUUUCACCUUGGACUCUCUGAAACUUGCUGAAGGAUACGUGCCUCGAAGACAUGACGUGGUCAGUGCCGUGGUGGUGGAGAGCAGCCAGUCAUGCUAUGUCUGGAGAGCCCUAUGCAUAACCCCAGUGAAAAGACGGGACCCCGCUGCCUGUGAAGAGGCUGCCGAUGAGUCCUGUGGAGCCCUUUUACUGAAAAACAAAGGUGAUAUUGAAGUCACGAGGAUGACAAAUUUUGGAACAUUAAAAGAAGGAGGAAGUAAAAAUAUGGUGGUCUGGAUAGAGAAUAAAGGAGAUAUUCCUCAAAACUUAGUCAGCUGUAAACUAGCUGGCUGGGAUAAAGCUAAACAAUUCAGAUUUCAAACACCGGAUAAAACCCAAAUGUGCCCAGUAGGGUCUCUUGUUCCUGUUUCUGAGAAGGAGAGGAAUCUUUCGGAUGAAAAUAUUAACUCACUAGAUAGCUACCAAAAACACACAACCUGUCAGGCAUCAGAGAGCAGUGCGGUGAACAUCACAGAAGUCUCUCCAGACGACUGUGCUUGUGAAGGAGAAGAUGGGGACAAAGAAGAGAGGAAGCCGGGGAAGCAGGUGACAGAGCUGGAGCCCGGAGGGUUCAUCCCUCCCGGUGGAAGAGCCCCGAUUGUGAUUGUAUGUGAUGCAAAGAAUUCCGGCCGCUGCAAGGAGCUCCUUCUACUCUGCUUCUCCAACUUUGUAAUUGGGCGGUUCCUUGAAGUGAAUGUCGUAAGUGGGGAGGAGUCGCUAAUAGCUGUCCGAGAACCAUUUUCUUGGAAAAAGGCUAAAAGUUCCACCACGUUAACAUCCACAAAAACUACAGUUGUUGUGACCACACAGAAAAGGAACUCAAGACGACAACUUCCAAGUUUUCUUCCACAGUAUCCAAUACCAGAUAGACUUAAGAAAUGUGUGGAACAAAAAAUUGACAUUCUGACUUUUCAGCCAUUACUCGCAGAGCUUUUGAACAUGUCGAACUACAAGGAAAAGUUCUCGACUUUGCUCUGGCUUGAGGAGAUUCAUGCAGAAAUAGAACUGAAAGAGUAUAACAUGAGUGGGGUCACCUUGAAAAGAAAUGGUGACCUGCUGGUUCUGGAGGUCCCAGGAUUGGCUGAAAGUAGGCCUUCUCUGUAUGCAGGUGAUAAGCUGAUUUUAAAAACUCAGGAGUACAAUGGACAUGUCAUCGAGUACAUCGGCUAUGUGAUUGAGAUUCAUGAAGAAGAUGUAACUCUUAAACUUAACCCAGAAUUUGAGCAGGCAUAUAACUUUGAACCUAUGGAUGUGGAAUUCACAUAUAACAGGACCACAAGCAGACGGUGUCACUUUGCUCUUGAACACGUCCUCCACUUAGGCGUUAAAGUGUUGUUCCCAGAAGAAAUCAUUCUACAGUCUCCCCGAGUGACAGGGAAUUGGAACCAUGCUCAAGACACCAAAAACGAUGGACAGUCCACCCUCAAGAAUAGGAAAGCCAUGAAGGACCACACUAAGCACGCAGCCAAGGAGAGGCGGGCUGGUGCCCGGGACACGCCGGGGCCGGCGACCUUUGCUGAAAAGUCAACUAAUCUGGUAAACGAAGUUCAGAUCCCCAAGGUGAGAGAGAAGGAAUUUUUCAAUCCCUUGCUCAACGAAAACCAGAAGUUAGCAGUUAGAAGAAUCCUGAGUGGCGACUGCCGCCCGCUCCCGUAUAUUCUCUUCGGACCUCCUGGAACCGGGAAGACAGUGACCAUUAUAGAGACUGUCUUACAGGUGUACUACGCUUUGCCGGACAGUCGGAUAUUGGUCUGUGCGCCCUCCAACAGUGCGGCCGACCUCGUGUGUCUGCGGCUGCAUGAGAGCCAGGUGCUGCGGCCCGGCGCCAUGGUCCGUGUAAACGCCACCUGCAGGUUUGAGGAGACAGUCACUGACGCCAUCAAGCAGUACUGCAAAGAUGGGGAAGAUAUAUGGAAGGCCUCGCGCUUCAGGAUCAUCAUCACGACGUGCAGCAGUGCGGGGCUGUUUUACCAGAUAGGAGUGAGAGUCGGACAUUUUACACACGUGUUUGUGGACGAAGCAGGACAGGCGAGUGAGCCGGAAUGCCUUAUUCCACUGGGGCUGGUUUCAGAUGCCAACGGCCAGAUUGUCCUUGCCGGAGACCCCAUGCAGCUCGGACCUGUCAUUAAGUCCAGACUCGCCAUGGCCUAUGGGCUGAAUGUGUCUAUGUUGGAAAGACUGAUGUCCCGGCCAGCGUAUCUGAGGGACGAAGACGCUUUUGGUGCUUGUGGUGCCUACAACCCCUUGUUGGUUACGAAGCUCGUGAAGAACUACAGGUCGCACCCAGCUCUGCUGGCACUGCCGUCCAGGCUGUUCUACCACAGAGAGCUGGAAGUCUGCGCGGACCCCAAGGGGGUGACCUCCCUGCUGGGCUGGGAAAAGUUACCAAAGAAAGGCUUCCCCCUCAUCUUCCACGGCGUGAGGGGCAGUGAAGCUCGUGAAGGGAGGAGCCCGUCGUGGUUCAAUGCGGCCGAAGCUGUCCAGGUCAUGCGUUACUGCUGCCUCCUGGCCAGGGGCAUCUCCAGCCAGGUGUCUGCGAGUGACAUCGGUGUGAUCACGCCCUACCGAAAGCAGGUGGAAAAAAUCAAAAUUCUCUUGCGAAAUGUUGAUCUGAUGGACAUAAAGGUCGGAUCAGUAGAGGAGUUUCAAGGGCAAGAAUAUUUGGCCAUCAUCAUCUCCACUGUACGGUCAAAUGAAGAUAGAUUUGAAGAUGAUAGAUAUUUUUUGGGUUUCUUAUCCAACUCAAAAAGAUUCAAUGUUGCAGUCACCAGACCCAAAGCCUUGCUGAUUGUGCUGGGAAAUCCUCAUGUUCUGGUCAGAGAUCCCUGUUUUGGUGCUUUACUGGAAUACAGCAUUACCAACGGUGUCUACACAGGGUGCAAUCUACCUCCCGAGCUGCAGGCCCUGCAGAAGUGAGCUCUGCUUGACUUCCCGCUCUAGCCCUGCCCCUCUCGCAGCCUGCCGCACUCGCCUCCUUCCUGUGCAGUCCUGGGACGACCCUUGGGGUCACUGAAAGGGACGACAGCCCCAAGCCUUGCUGUGGUGGUCCCCAGCACUCGAGCCUGAGCUGCUGUGGGGCGCCCAGCUCACUGGUCCCCUCCCCUUUGCCCAGCUGCAGCUGUGACUAGACAUGCAGCCUGUCCCUCCCCACCCCACAGAGCCAGGUCCCCAGCCCCAGUUGGUAAGGCACGGCCAGGAGGCCUGGGACCACAUCCCAGGGAGCUGCUGUCCUCACCUCUGGGCUGGGGCCCCUGCGGCCUGCCUUGUGUUCCGGCCUUGGCCACGAGUGUGGGGACCAUGGGGUCAGAUGGAGCCUGCUCUCUGUUCUCCAAACCAGCCCAUUCCUGCUGCUGGGCAGUUACUGCAACCAUCACCGAAAUAAAUGCUCACGUGGGACACCCAGUGUGGCUUUCCACCUUGAGAAGCACUGGAUACUGGGAGGUGAUGAUGCUUUUGUGUGGCCUCUGACCCCUGCAGGCUCACCAUGCAUCUCCAGGCCCUUGAGCCAGCGUUCCCUUCCCGUGCCAGCCGUGGAAAGCCCAGGGCCUCUACAGGG
Molecule: messenger RNA, 4270 nt
Organism: Mirounga angustirostris (Northern elephant seal)
Lineage: Eukaryota; Metazoa; Chordata; Mammalia; Carnivora; Phocidae
Gene: MOV10L1
Product: Mov10 like RNA helicase 1
Exons: 26
Coding region: 67-3630 (1187 amino acids)
Molecular function (GO): helicase activity
Source: RefSeq, a predicted model, not a curated record